UUGCGUCAUUACCGCGCGCCCUCCCGCUUCUGGGCGUUUAAGAUCCCUGGCGCGCGAGCAGAGCUACAGCCCCACUGAAGGAAUCUGCGCGCUCCGUGUCGCCUCUCCGUUCCGUCAUGUUCCCGGGCAUCUCCUCUCCGCGGACACCUGGGCCCGGGACCCGAAGGGGCCCGCUGGGCGGAGUUGGACCCGGCUCCACGCCCCGGGCGACUAGCCGAAAAGGUCUGCCACUAGGGUCGGCCGUCAGCUCCCCGGUGCUCUUUUCGCCGGUAGGCCGGCGUAGCUCGCUGAGCUCGCGAGGAACACCUACACGAAUAUUGCCACACCACUGUGUAACCGAGUCUAUGAACUAUGAUGUAAAAACCUUUGGAUCUUCUCUUCCUGUUAAAGUAAUGGAAGCCUUGACAUUGGCUGAAGUUGAUGAUCACUUGACUGUUCACAUAGAUGAAGGAGGAUGGGUUUGUCUGGUCUGCAAAGAGAAACUCAUUAUUUGGAAGAUUGCUCUGUCACCUAUUACUAAGUUAUCUGUUUGCAAAGAACUUCAGCUGCCGCCUAGUGACUUCCCUUGGAGUGCAGACUUGGUGGCUCUCUCUUAUCCUGAUACUGCAGGUGAAGCACAUUCUACUCAGGCUAUUGCUGUCAUGGUUGCCACCAGAGAAGGAUCCGUCCGCUACUGGCCAAGCCUUGCUGGUGAAGAUACCUACAUGGAGACCUUUGUAGAUUUGGGAGGCGAUAAGACUUAUAGUUUCCUAACAGCGGUGCAGGGAGGAAGUUUUAUUUUGUCCUCAUCGGGAAGCCAGCUGGUUCGGCUGAUACCUGAUAGUUUAGGAAAGAUUCAUCAACACAUUCUGCCUCAAGGACAAGGGAUGCUUUCAGGAAUUGGUCGGAAGGUUUCUUCUCUUUUGGGAAUUUUAUCUCCCAGUAGUGAUCUCAUCCUUUCAAGUGUACUUUGGGAUAGAGAGAGAGCAAGCUUUUAUAGCCUGACAAGUUCGAACAUCAGUAAAUGGGAAUUGGAUGAUUCUUCAGAAAAACAAGCACUUAGUUGGGAUCUAAAUAGAGUCCUGAAGGAAAACAUUACUGAUGCUAUUUGGGGAUCUGAAAGUAACUAUGAAGCUAUUAAAGAAGGGGUCAACAUUCGGUAUUUGGAUUUGAAGCAAAACUGUGAUGGGCUCCUGAUUUUGGCAGCCGCAUGGCACCCAGCAGACAAUCCGUGCCUCAUUUAUUACUCUCUGAUAACAGUAGAAGAUAAUGGCCACCAAAUGUCUGACGCAGUAACUGUGGAGGUCACUCAGUGUAAUCCACCUUUUCAGUCUGAAGACUUGAUUAUGUGUCGGUUGAUGGUCCCAAACUUUUCAAAUCAGACUGCCUAUCUGUAUACUGAAAGUGCUGUCUACGUGUGUGCCACAGGAACUGGGAAGUUUUCUCUUCCUAGGGAGAAAAUUGUCUUUAAUACACAAGGAGAUAGUAUUUUAGGAGCUGGUUCCUGUGGUGGUUUUCCUAUCCUUUUUUCUAGAAACAGUGGGCUGGUGUCUAUUACUUCAAGGGAGGGUGUGUCUAUAUUAGCAGAAGACCUUGAAGAUUCCCUAGCAUCUUCAGUUGCUGGACCCAGCAAUGAGAGUAUGGUUUUUGAGCCUUCUACAAAGAAUGAAACCAUAGCCCAGGAGGAUAAAACCAAACUGUUAAAAGCUGCUUUUCUGCAAUAUUGCCGAAAAGAUCUAGGUCAUGCUCAAAUGAUGGUUGAUGAGCUCUUUUCCUCCCGUUCUGAUUUGGAUUCUGAUUGUGAACUAGACAGAGCUGUUACACAAAUCAGUGUGGAUCUGGUGGAUGACUACCCAGCGUCUGACCCACGGUGGGCUGAGUCUGUGCCUGAGGAAGCACCUGGGUUUAGCAAUACAUCACUGAUUAUUCUUCACCAGCUGGAAGACAAGAUGAAGGCCCAUUCUUUCCUUAUGGACUUUAUUCACCAAGUUGGCUUAUUUGGACGUCUUCAUACUUUUGCAGUCAGAGGGAUGCCCAUGGCAACUCGACUAUUGCUCUGCGAGCACGCUGAAAAGUUAUCAGCCGCCAUUGUUCUCAAGAACUACCACUCGAGGCUCUCUGAUCUGGUGAACACAGCAAUAAUGAUUGCUUUAAACAAGAGGGACUGUGAAAUCCCAUCCAACCUGACUCCCGCAGAUGUCUUUUUUAGAGAAGUGUCCCAGGUAGACACUGUCUGUGAGUGCUUGCUAGAGCAUGAGGAGCAGGUCUUAAAGGAUACAUCAUUGGAAUCCGUUGAAUGGGCUGAGGUGGUCAUCAAUGUGAACAGUAUUCUUAAGGACAUGCUACAAGCUGCUAGUCAUUAUCGACAAAAUAGAAACUCCUUAUAUAGAAGAGAAGAACCACCAGAACAAGAACCUGAAUAUGUUCCUUGGACGGCAACAAGUGGUCCUUCAGGCAUCCGAACAGUAAUAGAACGCCAGCAUGGGAUUGUCCUGAAAGUGGUUUAUCCUCAGGCAGACAGCAACCUCCGAAACAUUCUGACAGAGCAGCUGGUGGCACUGAUUGAUUGCUUCCUGGAUGGCUAUGUUUCCCAGCUGAAGUCUCUGGACCGAUCUGGUGAUCAAGAAAGAUACAGCAGUCUGGAGAUGGAGUACCUCCAGAAGAGAUCAGAUCUCUUAUCUCCACUUCUCACACUAGGCCAGUACCCGUGGGCUGCUUCAUUAGCAGAAAAGUACUGUGACUUUGAUAUCUUAGUACAGAUGUGUGAGCAGACCGACAACCAGACCAGACUCCAGCGCUACAUGACCCAGUUUGCUGAUCAGAAUUUUUCAGACUUUCUCUUCCGUUGGUAUCUGGAGAAAGGAAAGCGAGGCAAAUUAUUAUCUCAGCCCAUUUCUCAGCAUGGAGAGUUGGCGAAUUUUUUGCAGGCUCAUGAACAUCUCAGCUGGUUACAUGAAAUUAACAGCCAGGAAUUAGAAAAGGCUCAUGCAACACUUCUGGGUUUGGCAAACAUGGAAACUCAAUACUUUGCAAAGAAGAAAACCCUUCUGGGUUUGAGUAAAUUGGCUGCAUUGGCUUCAGACUUUUCAGAGGAUAUACUGCAGGAAAAAAUUGAAGAAAUGGCUGAGCAGGAGCGCUUUCUACUGCACCAGGAGACACUGCCUGAACAGCUGCUGGCGGAGAAACAGCUCAGUCUCAGUGCGAUGCCGGUGCUGACUGCCCCUCAGCUCAUCAGCCUGUAUAUCUGUGAAGAAAACAGAAGAGCUAAUGAAUAUGAUUUCAAGAAAGCUUUGGACCUGCUGGAAUAUAUUGAUGAGGAGGAAGAUGUAAAUAUAAAUGAUCUAAAACUGGAAAUCCUUUGCAAAGCUCUUCAGAGAGAUAACUGGUCCAGUUCAGAUGGUAAGGAUGAUCCAAUUGAAGUAUCUAAAGACAGUAUAUUUGUGAAAAUCUUACAGAAACUUUUAAAAGAUGGCAUUCAGCUCAGUGAGUACCUGCCAGAGGUGAGAGACCUCCUGCAAGCAGACCAGCUCGGAAGCCUGAAGUCUAAUCCUUACUUUGAGUUUGUUUUGAAAGCAAACUAUGAAUAUUAUGUUAUGGGGCAAAUGUAACUUUUUCUAAAAAUGGUCACUGUUUCUGAAAAUGUGUGGAAGCAUAUCCUUAUAAAAAUCUUAGGCCUUAAACAUCUAAAAAUUUGUACAGUUUUAUAACACGUAUUGCUAAAUUUUGUAUACUUUAUUUGAAAGCUGCUACAAAACAGCUGUAAGACUGACUGUAGUUUUGGUUUUUUUGUUACAAGAUAUUUUCUCUCCUCCUUUUUCCAUCUAAAAUGUAGCACUUGUUAUUUCUGUGCUUGCUACCCUUCCUUUCUCUUCUUAUCUGUUGGGGGUUCUGGAAUUCUUACUUGGUUCUGGCUACUUGUAUGCACAAAGCACUUCUCGGCCUCAAUUUCUGUAACUCUGAACAUGACCAGAGUGCACGGAUUGUCUCUGAAAUGGCUGUGACUCUGCACUGAAGAGAUCUGGAGUAUUGAUGUCUGUUUUGGUUGGGGCUAGUGGGCAAUAUGUAGUAAGGUAGAUGUCAGAUUUGCUGACUUGGUGUAGGACUAAAAGACUAAACAAGGAGUAAGUUAUGUGAGCUUAAGAACAGAUUAGUUCAUUGGGAAAAUAUUAAAUAUUUCUACACAAAUAAUUGAGUAUUAAUGAGAGGAAUAAGACCCGUAAGUGUUUUCUAGCCCAUCUAUAAGUUACCAUGUAAUUAGUUUAUAGUAUUAGUGUUGGUUACAGUCUUCCAGUAUGGAGAUUCCAUUAGCUUUGUGUAUUUUCAAGGUGAUUUACACUGAAUUCCAGCUUUACCACAGUCUAACGAGUGUAAAGCAUGUGUUAUGCUAGAAGCCAUUAAGGUUUUCUUAAUAUGGCAUCUGAUUUCCUGAAAAGUAGUGAUUCCCAAAGCUUCAUUGUUCUGACCAGUGUCAUCACUCAGUUUUUAAUCAGCUUUAAAUAAAGACUAGAGAUUGGACAGGGAGGUGCUGGCAUAUUCAGAUUCUGGCCCAGUUGAAUGCUCACUAAACAACUUGCUCCGACAGCUGAAAAGGUCAGAAGUUAAAUAUGGUGAAGAGAGGCCAGUUCCUGGUUUCAUGGAGUACAGCCGUCUGUGUCCUCUUCCUUCUAGCUUCACCUCCAGCCUUUGAACACAUUGUCAAGAAGAGGUUAAUGGAGCUCAUUACAUUAAUAACAGAGGAAAGACACUAGCAGCCUUGUCUUCUUCUUUUUGUAGCUUGUGUGCGGGGACGGCAUCAGGGUCCAGGUUAGGAACCUAUUGAAGGGUGCUAAGGGAAGUUAGGAAGAACUUGUCAGAUGGCAGGUAAGAAAUUGCCAAAAUUCUCUUCUUACAGGACAAGGCUUUGGUUUUCUAUUGGCAUUAACAGUUCUUAGCUGUAUGAUCCUUGAAUGUAAUAAUGUGCUAUGGGGACACAGCAUUGUGCCCCCUUCAACGUGCUGCCACAAAUCUAAUAAUUCCUAGUGUGACAGGAAGGCCAGUCUGAGAGUCACCCUGGCCCCGUCGAUGGUAUGAUUUUGCAUUACUGCUGUCACGGUGUAAUGCAUAGUCGUCUUAUUUCGAGGGAGGGGAAGGCUCGGUCUUCCAGCUCUGUCUUGUCGUCAGUAGCCUAGCACUAAAAUGGCUGGAUUUUUCAAAAUUAGUAAGUAAAAUUAAGGCCUAAGAUUUUGAAUAAUUUUUCUAAAUUAAAAUUUUACAACAUAGUCUUUCCCAAAGAAUUGAUUUUUAUAUAAAUUGAGUAAUGGAUAAAGACACAUUUUAAAAGUGAGCAUGUUUUCUAAGGAAAGAGAAAUUCUACUGACUUGGGAAAGUUUUUUUUUCCACUUCUGUCUUUGCUUUUCUCAAAGUCACAGCUUGCAGCCUUGAUUAAAUGAAACGAUAACAUGUUUUUGAAAGUGAGCAGCCAGCUUUGUGUGCUGGUAUGUUUUAAGAUUUUGUGAAUAUGAAGUGCCUGGGUAGCUUAGUCUGUUAAGUGUCUGCCUUUGGCUCAGGUCAUGAUCUCAGGUCAUGGGAUCGAGUUCCGCAUUGGGCUCUCUGCUCAGUGGGGAGUCUGCUUCUCCCUCUCCCCCUGCUUGUGCUCUGUCUCUCUCUCAAAUGAAUUAAAAAAAAAAAAAUCAUGAAUGUGUCAAGGAUGAAGGCAGAACUGGAGAUACGUGUAAGAGACUUGCUGAAACCCCAGUGAAGUAAAAGACUACUAAUACCCUCCAAUGUAAGGAUUUCGUUUUUGAAGAAAACUUCAAAACUUUUACUUUGGGGUUUGAAUCAGAAUCUUGAAGUGUAUCACCCACUAGGCACACAAGGCCACAUUUCUCCUUUGAGGCCGGACUGCUUUCUCUAGAAGCAGGAAUGGAAGGAAAGCCACACCAUAAUGUCAUUGGACUCACUUCUUAAUCUGUUGUAAUCCACAUACUUGCACAUGUUGAGGCUGAUAACUACAGAAAUAUUAACGUGGUCCCACCUGUGUAUUCCUGGACCUUUAAUUUGGAGAAUGGCUGAAGAGAAAAUAGUAUUUCUAUGUAAAAAUCCCCUCAUUAAAUACCAAAAUACAAUUUAAAAAAUAGUUUUGUAUAAUCCUAACAAUUUUUAAAAAGAUUUUUAUUUGAGAGAGAGUGUGAGGAGGGGGAAGAGCAGAGGGACAAGCAGACUCCCCACUGAGCAGGGAGCCGGACACACACCCAAGGCUCAGUCCCAGGCCCCUGAAAUCAUGAUCUGAGCUGAAGGCAGAUGCUUUACCAACUGAGCCACCCAGGGGCCCUCAUUAAUUCUUAAAAAACAAACAAGCAAAACAGGAAAAUGUGAAAUCUAUUUUUUAAAAAAGUACACGGGGGGGGGCACCUGGUGGCUCAGUGGGUUAAAGCCUCUGCCUUCGGCUCAGGUCAUCAUCUCAGGGUCGUGGGAUCGAGCCCCACAUCGGGCUCUCUGCUCAUCAGGGACCCUGCUUCCUCCUCUCUCUGCCUGCUUCUCUGCCUACUUGUGAUCUCUCUGUCACAUAAAUGAAUAAAAUUAAAAAAAAAAAAAAAGUAUAUGGAAUUGCACCAGCCAGAAAUAGUUUCACUUACCAGUUUGAACUGGCUGGUUCAGUUGAAAGAGCAGGCAACUCUUGAUCUCAGAGUCGUGAGUUCAAGCCCCACGUUGGGUGUAGAGAUUACUUAAAUGAACUUUUAAAAAGUAAAAUGUAUCUUGGACAGUUUGGCACUGGGCAUUCUGUGUAUUCCAUAACUUAGUGUAUACUGUGACCAUCUCCUAAAUCCAUUGUUUCCCAGGCUUUUCCUCACGGUCAUUCCUGAGUACUCUUCUUAGAUAGCUUUGUCCUAAUCACUCCAUCCCCCCAUACCCCGCACCGGGAAAGUUUAAUACUACAGUUAUACUGUCUAUUGUUUUAUGUGCUGUGCCUUUGGAGGCCACAGAUCAUUGUAAUAUCUAAGAUAUUUUUCACACCUCCACAAAAAAAGAAUCCCCCCUCUUCAAAAAUACAUGUCUUCACAAUUCUUCGAGACACAACUCAGUGACUGCAGGACAGUUUACUACAUGGCUGUGCCGUGCUUUAUUUAACGUUUCUCUGCCUUCUAGCCAUCUGAACACUUGGGUUAAUGGUUUUGGGUUGGGUUGGGGUUUUUUUUACUUUACUUUUGCUGUUUUAGAUAAUACUAGAAUAAAUCUUUGUGCCAAAA
Molecule: messenger RNA, 7205 nt
Organism: Mustela lutreola (European mink)
Lineage: Eukaryota; Metazoa; Chordata; Mammalia; Carnivora; Mustelidae
Gene: NUP133
Product: nucleoporin 133
Exons: 26
Coding region: 117-3587 (1156 amino acids)
Biological process (GO): protein import into nucleus; poly(A)+ mRNA export from nucleus; transcription-dependent tethering of RNA polymerase II gene DNA at nuclear periphery
Cellular component (GO): nuclear pore outer ring
Molecular function (GO): protein binding; structural constituent of nuclear pore
Source: RefSeq, a predicted model, not a curated record